CUGUCAAAAGUAGUGAAUUGCAGUUAUUGCUCAGUCUUUCAGUUAACCUGCUGAGCUAGAAACAUUUAAGAACGCGUUUUGAACAACACGCCCCAAAGAUUGGAAAAAAAUGCAUUCUCAAGAUUUAGACAGUCACCAUGGCCACGCAACAAACCACACUUCCGACGAAUUUCCCAGUAGAGGGGUCUUGAUUGGCUGGAUGUUAGCGUUUGUCUUGGUUGGCUUUACAAUCUUUAUUUCUAAUCUGGGUACCAUUCUUACKUUUUACAAGAAAAAACCACUUCGCCGUCGUGGCGUGUACUGCCUCAUCAAUCUCGCAGUAGCCGACAUGAUCCACGGUUUUUUUUCCAUGCUCUGGUUUUCAAUUUACCUGGAUUACAUCAGUAUAGAUUUCUUGCCUUUCAAGCUCACAGAUAAUGGAAUAAAAUUACUAGCUGGACUAGUAAACACCUGCACUCUUGUCAAUUCUCUCUUUUGCCUGCUUCUCGUUUCAUUAGACCGUUUCUACGCUACGUUUUUUCCGUUUGCCUAUCGCUCGACGUCCGUUAGAGCCUACUGGAAGGUUUUUGCGGUUACGUGGUCUUCAGCUUUCCUUUUCUCAACUGUCCCGGCUGGUUUCCUGGAAUUUAAUGUAUACAGUCAUGAUUUAUGGUUUGAUAAUCUUCACGUAGUGUGCUUGUUGUGUUUGUCUAUUAUUAUUUUGGCCUACAUAGCUACAUUUACGAAGAUUAGAUGGCAAAAUCGCAGUCAGACCCAGCAGAACCAGCCUGAAGAAGCGGUCCAGAAAAGAGAACGUCAAGAGAAGCAUCUUGCCAUGACAUUACUCAUUGUCACUGCCCUCUCCUUGUUGACAUGGCUUCCCUUCAUUAUUAACCAUGAAGUCGAUAUUGCAGUAAAUAUAUCCUCAGGCCCAGGCAAACACCACUUGGAACUUUCAACAGAAUUYAUCCAGCUCCUGAAUUCACUGGUAAACCCGGUAGUGUAUCUAUUUCGAUUAAAGGAGUACAGAAGGUAUAUGUUCCAACUACUUAUGUGCGCUAAACCUACAGUAGUUCAAAACCACGAUAAUGGAAAUGGAGAAUACUGUACAAGAAGAAGAACCGCAAACGACCGGCCUAGUGCAAUAGCGGACAUGGUUAUCGCCAUAGAACCGGAGAGAAAGCAUUCCGUAGAACUAGCAUCGGUUCAUUAAAACGUAGCGUGCAAACACAAGCGAAGAGUGUCAAUGGGGUUUUAACGAUGCUCCAUUUGAAAACUUGGGCAUGCUUCAGGCGAAUUAUAGCCAACAAUCGCAAGUUUUAAUUACGACCAUUCCCUGCCAACAGAUCCAGAAAACGGAUUUACUAAACUGACUCAAAGUUACAAACAUAAACUUAAAAGAUGCUGAUUAAAACACAUGGAAGGAAUCCUGUCAGAUUCAACUUCAGAGCUAAAUAGUGUCCAUGUUGUUGUCUGAGUUUUUCAUGCCUGCUUGGUUUGUUGAAAAUUCUAUAAUCUUAUUUAGUUUCUGUAAAUAGUAUAUUCUUCGAGUCACAUCAUGCACUGUAGAUACGUCUUUUCUGUAAAUAGUAUAUUCUUCGAGUCACGGCAUCAUGCACUGUAGAUACGUCUUUCCUGGACGUCAUCUAUGUUCAUUGGGGAAACUCCUGGGGAAACUGUAUAUGUUAUAUUUCAACCUAGUGUGAAUCUAAAUGAUUACUACAAACUAGAUA
Exaiptasia diaphana is the source of this 1712-nucleotide messenger RNA. RefSeq names its product melanocyte-stimulating hormone receptor-like. Gene Ontology annotation, molecular function: G protein-coupled receptor activity. Bases 110 to 1192 code for a protein of 360 amino acids. Gene Ontology annotation, cellular component: membrane. The transcript has a single exon. NCBI's taxonomy places the organism in Eukaryota, Metazoa, Cnidaria, Anthozoa, Actiniaria, Aiptasiidae. Gene Ontology annotation, biological process: G protein-coupled receptor signaling pathway. The record is from RefSeq and is a predicted model, not a curated record.